Molecule: messenger RNA, 724 nt
Organism: Fusarium verticillioides 7600
Lineage: Eukaryota; Fungi; Ascomycota; Sordariomycetes; Hypocreales; Nectriaceae
Product: beta-glucosidase
Exons: 2
Coding region: 1-459 (152 amino acids)
Biological process (GO): glucan catabolic process
Molecular function (GO): beta-glucosidase activity
Source: RefSeq, a predicted model, not a curated record
AUGACGUGCCCGACUCAAGAAUCUGAGAGCUUCGAUAGGCCUCACAUGGAACUUCCUGGAUCGCUUCCUCGCCUUGCAUCGGCCGUUCUAGCAGCGGUUCCAGACGCCAUUGUUGUGACGCAGAGCGGCACUCCGUUCAACUUGCUCUGGGUUGAACGGGCCAAGACUCAUUUACAUGCUUGGCUAGCUGGAAACGAGACUGGAAACGGCAUUGCUGAUGUCUUGUUCGGCGCAACAUGCCCUAGUGGAAAGCUCCCGCUCUCGUUUCCGCGUCGCAUACAGGACACGUCAAUCUUUUUGAACUUUGGUAGCGAGAGGGGACGCGUUAUAUAUGGUGAAGAUAUCUACGUUGGGUACCAAUACCACGAAAAGGUUGACCGAGACGUGCUAUAUCCUUUUGGACACGGUCUAUCUUAUACCACAUUUACCUACGAUAAGCUGCACGUCGAAUCCUCAUAAGUGAGCUUCUAGAUCACCAAUUCUGGUUCCGUUGCCGGAGCAGAAGUCUACCAGCUUUACAUCGCUGCUGAAGAUACUACAUCCUCAAUCUAGAGACCCAGAAAGGAGUUGAAGGGUUUUAACAAAACCCUUUUGCAGCCUGGUGAGACGAAGAGGGCUGAGAUUUCACUGGAUAGAUUUGCUCCUUCAUUUUGGUAUGAAGAAUUACAUUGCUGGGUGAGUAAGAGAGGCGUGUACAGAGUACUGGUAGGAUCGAGUCGUAGCA